This is a messenger RNA of Acanthoscelides obtectus, 1622 nucleotides long. NCBI's taxonomy places the organism in Eukaryota, Metazoa, Arthropoda, Insecta, Coleoptera, Chrysomelidae. The record is from the annotation of a GenBank genome assembly.
CACCAGUAGAUCAACAGAUAAUGGGAACAGGUGGUAAUUAUUACACAUUACUCGUUUUGUUUGUUUAUAUAGUGCAAAAGUUGAAAUUGCUGAAAACAGCAAUAACAGUUUGUGAUCAUUAUCACAUGAUUUUGCGUUGGAAUACUAGGUCAACGAAAUGAUGUUUUCAGUAUUUGUGGAAAAUCAUAUGGAUUUUUGAAAUUAACAAAGGUAUUCAUUUUACACAACAAUGUCAACCUGCUCAGCAUCUCAACAUGGAAUACUUGAAAGAAUAGCAAACUACAUAGAUGAAAAGACAUUCUUCACGGCCCUAGUAUCAAUAACGUUCUUUGUCUUAUUUUUAUUCUUGUAUAUUCUUCACGCUUAUACCUUCUUUGGUAAAAUAAGAAUCAAAGAUUGUGCAACACCAACUGCGCCAUUUGGCAACUUGAGCGAUGUAAUUUUUCACAAUGAUAGUUGGUAUAUGUUUCUGAGGAAACAUUACAACAGACUCAGAAGGAAAAAGCUGGAAUAUGGUGGGCUGUAUUUAUUUUUUAAGCCCAGCAUGCUGAUUUCUGAUCAAGCAUUGAUCGAGAGGCUCAUAUUGUAUCAGAAAGAGAAUGAUGAAAUAUUUGAUAAUUUAAUCAGUAAAGAUGUCAUACAGAACGCGUUGGAAAAAAUGGACCCGAUUUUUGAAGAGUGUAAUCAACUACUGACUAGAGAACCUUAUGGUCACAUAUUUUAUAAAUUCUUCUUAAAUACAUCUGAAUUGCUUUUUGGGUUUAUCGUUGAUGAGAAAUAUCUACAAAACAGCAUUAAAGAGAUAACAAGUUCUUCUUUCAAAAAAUACUUUAGCAUUGCAUACAGUUGCUUUAACAAUAAAAACCCAUACUUCUAUGUAAAAGCUUCAAUACAGCGCGAACUUGAAUCCAGAAAGGAAAAUGAUAUAAAACAAAAUGAUAUCCUGCAAAAUCUCAGCAAAGUUGACAGUACAGCUAUAGAAAAUUUAUCAGAAAUUUUUAUUGAAAAUAUCUUUUAUUCUACGUUGUCAACGAUUCUGUGUUUGUAUGAGUUAAGUCAGGAUGACACAAUACAAGAAGAGUUGGUUGGCGAGAUCAGGCGAUUAUUUGCAAAAGAGGGAAAAAUGCAGUUCGAAUAUUUGGAUCGUCUGCCUUAUAUGGAUGCAGUUGUCAAAGAAUCACUGAGAAAAUGGCCCCCAGUCCCAGUAGAAGUAAUAAAAAAUGAGCAAGAUAUUGAGGGAUUACCCAAAAAUAAAAACAUCUUGUAUUUGCUAUCGAUCUAUGGGAUUCAGAAUCAUCAAGACAACUUUGUUGAUCCAGAGCAAUAUGAUCCAGAUAGAUUUCUAGAGGAUAAUGUAAAGGAAACUUUGUUUCUGCCUUUCGGAAUAGGACCACAUAGGGAGAUAGAUCGUCGUCUAACAACACUGAAUAUAAAAUUAGCCAUAAUAUCGAUAUUAUCCAUGUACAAAGUAACAAUCAAGUCUGGUUAUCAUUUGGAGCUAGACAAAACAAAAAUGUAUAUACAACCCAAAAAUAUGCCGCCAUUACAUUUUGAAUUUAUUAAUCAUUGAUACGUGAAAUAUUGAAUUUGUACUUAAUGUGAAUAUAUAUUUUUUACAUUGA